Mizuhopecten yessoensis (Yesso scallop) is the source of this 2147-nucleotide messenger RNA. RefSeq names its product bystin-like. The record is from RefSeq and is a predicted model, not a curated record. NCBI's taxonomy places the organism in Eukaryota, Metazoa, Mollusca, Bivalvia, Pectinida, Pectinidae. The coding region runs from base 46 to 1410 and encodes 454 amino acids. Gene Ontology annotation, biological process: rRNA processing. Gene Ontology annotation, molecular function: snoRNA binding. Gene Ontology annotation, cellular component: cytoplasm; preribosome, small subunit precursor; nucleolus. The transcript has 10 exons.
UUCAGUGUUUUGGUACUCAACGUAACACGUGCAUUUAUAAAUGUAAUGGGAAAGGCGAAGAAAAUUCGUGUGUCUAAGGCCACAGGGGAUGGAGAUAGAGGCCAAUCACUUGCUGACCAAAUAUUAGAAGAUAAAUCCAUCAGACAGGCUGGUCGAGUGAAAGUUCGAACAAGGAAAGAAGACGACGAUGAGUUUGUUGAUAACAAAUUAUCCCGGAAAAUUCUACAGCAAGCUCGUAAACAGCAAGAAGAAUUGGAAGAUGAACAUGGAUUGAAAAAAAAACCAACAGAAAAAAAGACCGUUUCCCUAGGCGGUUCAGGAGCAGUGGGCGGGGCUUCUAGGGGGAGAUCCUUACAGCAUGGGUCUGAUGAUGAGGACGAGGAGGUGGAGGAAACUUCGGAUACAGACGAAUGCUAUGAAACAAUUGAGGUUGAUGAGGGGGAUGAGACAGCUCUCCAGAUGUUCAUGUCUAAGGAGCCGCAGGUACGACGCACUCUGGCCGACAUCAUACAGGAGAAGAUCACAGAGAAACAGACAGAGAUACGCACACAAAUGUCAGACAAUGCCAGUGUACAGAUGCAGGAGCUUGAUGAGCGCGUUGUAACCAUGUACAAGAGUAUAAAACAAGUGUUACAGCGCUACAGGAGUGGAAAGCUCCCCAAGGCCUUCAAGAUUGUCCCUAACCUUCGUAAUUGGGAACAGAUUUUAUACCUUACGGAACCAGACAGCUGGUCUGCGGCAGCAAUGUACCAAGCCACUCGAAUAUUUGUGUCCAACCUAAACGCUAAGAUGGCUCAGAGAUUUUUCAACCUUGUUUUAUACCCAAGAAUACGUGAUGACAUUGCAGAAUACAAAAGAUUGAAUUUUCAUUUAUAUAUGGCUGUGAAAAAAUCACUUUUCAAGCCAGCUGCUUUUUUCAAAGGAAUCCUGCUACCUUUGUGUGAGGCUGGUGAUUGCACCCUACGAGAAGCAGUGAUCGUAUCAAGUAUUUUGUCCAAGAACUCCAUACCCAUGUUGCACUCUGCUGCAGCCAUCUUGAAAAUAGCCGAGAUGGACUACAACGGAGCAAACAGUAUAUUUCUGCGUACCCUCCUGGAUAAGAAGUACGCCUUACCGUACCGAGUGGUAGAUGCCAUCGUGUUCCAUUUUAUCAGGUUUAUGUCUGACAAGAGAGAAUUACCGGUAUUGUGGCAUCAGUGUUUCCUGACUUUCGCACAGCGAUACAAAGAGGACAUUUCUUCUGAACAGAAGGAGAGUUUAUUAGAACUUUUACGCGUACACUCACAUGGUCUCAUUACACCGGAGACACGAAGAGAACUGCAGCACUCCAAGUGUCGUGACCAGGAGGCGGGGGAAGGGGGAGAACCCAUGGCUGAGGCCUCAGAAAUGGUUCUCAGUGAUUCUGAUUGAUAUGUGUGGAAUAUAUUUUAGAUCUGUGAUCUUGUUAGGCAUUGACAUGUAACAGAACAGAAGGUACAGUUUGGGCAAUAUCUUUAAUUUCUCUGAUUUGAGGAAAGUUUUAUCUUUGAUAAAAGAUUUUAACCCUUUCACCACUGUAGACCAUAAUGGACUCACCCAGACAAAUGUAUGGUAGAGUCUACGAAAGUUAUCUAGGGGUGAAAGGGUUAAUUCCUAACAGGUUUUAGCAGUUUUGAGCCCAAAGUAAGAUUCAGCCCACCUCUUAAAAUGUAUCUGGCAUGAAUAUUGAGAUGUGAUUAUUCCAAAAUGAAUAUAACAGACAAUUUAUCAAGAAAGCCAGCUCUUAUAUGAAUUUUGGUGGAGCAGAACACUGACACAACAAGAUAUUAAAGGAGUAUAAUGUAAAACUUUCAAAUGUCACUUGCUGUCUUAAUCAGAAUUCCUGAAUUAAAUAAAAAAUACGAAAGUGCAAAAUAAGUUAGUGCCAUUUUUCUUCUUUAUUAGAUUUUCUGGUGAAGAGAAUAGAAAAAUAAAUAAAUUUAAAUUCCAUCAGCAGAGUAAUAAGCAGUAACUGAAAUAUACUGUCUGUUUCAUCAGAUUUCUAGGUAAAAACAAAAUCGAAAAAGGAAAAGACAUUAAGAACAUACAGAGAAUAUACUAUUUGUGUAUACAUUUCUGUGCAUUCAUUGUUAAACAAAAAUUGUUGUUGAAAAUAAAGAUAUGUAAUA